GCAUAGAUAAUCGAGAAGAUUCUAUGUGAAGGUAGAAUUUGAAAAGAAGGAUCCUGAAAAUUGUUUUCAUCUGUGUUUCUCUAUCUAGUUGUGUUGAAAUUGGAAAGAAUGACAGAAGAAAUUUUAUUCUACCCAAGCAGAGACACUGAUUGGAAGAAGUUCCUUACAUUACAUUGAAUCUUAACUUUCUUGGAAGACUUUCAGGGGACCAGAAGUUUGGUAGAGACAAAUGCAGCCUCUUUUCGGUCCUGAAUGUAAUUCUCAGAGCCAAUCAAUCUUUUGGUGACUAGCCAGACAUGAGGGACCAGGACAAAGUAGAUAGGUUACUCAGAGUUGCAACCUGGCUCUAUACACUCAUCAGUUUUGUUGUCUAUUCAACAGAGAUUUAUUUGGUGCCUGCUGAAUUUUAAGCACUAGUCUAGUAUAUAAAACAAAACCCCCUAGCCUCAUGAAACUUACUUUUUAGUAGGGGGGGAUUAAUGGUACACAGCCAAACAAGUAAAUAUAAAUGUCAGGAGGUCAGAAAAGGCCUCUGAAGGAGGAAGGGAGUGAGUCAUGUUCACAAGUUGGGGAAGAACAUUCAAGAAAGGCAGGCCGUAAAUGCUAAGACCUUGAGGCAAGAGCCUGCAUGAUGUUUGAGGAAUAGCAAGGCUGCCAGCAUGGCUGGAGCAGGGUGAACCAGGGGGACGGUAAUAGGAGAUGAGAUCAGAGUCAUGGACUUUGGCUAUUACUUAUAAGUAGGUUGAGGAUCCAUGUUGGAGAGUUGAACAGAAGAGGUACAUGAUUUGACUUAAAUUUCAGAAUGAUUGUCACGUUGAGGAUCGUUUGUAUAUAUGUCGUUUCUUAGUGGGAUACUUUGUGGUAUGGAACGUAGGAAUGAAUCUGGUCACAUUCUGGAUUUAAUUUGAACAAAGUGCUGACAGAAUUUUACUGAUUGUUUGAAUGUGGGAUAUGAGAAAGAAAAAGUUGAGGAUAAUUCUAAAGCUUUUGGCCUCAGUAACUAAAUAAGAUACUUGUCUAACUGCAGGUGCUAUCUACUGAGACGGAGAAGCCUGGUAUAGAAGCAGGUCUGGUUGGGGGAACAUCAGAAAUUUGGUUUGGGUCAUGCUAAAUUUAAGGUGUCUUUUAAACAUUCAAGUGGACCUGGCAUAUAGACAGUUGGUUACGUAAGUCUGGAGUUACCAGGAAAAAGUUCCAAACUUUGAGUCAGGGAGAGGUGGGAGAACCAGCAAAGGAGAUGGAGAAGGACCAGCCAGUGAAGGAGGAGGCAAACCAAGAAAAAGAUGGUUUCUUUCAAGUCAAGUAAAGAGAGUAUUUUAAAGAGGAGAAAAUGAUCAAGUAGGAGAAAUGCUGAUGUGAUUAAAAUAAGGUGAGUUCGGAGAAUUGACUGUUGAAUAUGACAGUGUGGAGACCAUUGGCUACCUCAGCAGGAGCUGUUUGGGUGUGGUGGUGAGAUCAAUAGCCUGGUUGGAUAGGGUUUAGGAGAGAAAGAAGGGCAAGAAUUGGAGACAGUCAAUAUAAAUUGUUUUUUGUGAUAUCCAUAUGCCAAUUAGAAGCCAGGGGUGAUAGAGACUGAAUGUAGCAUCCAUUUUAUCCCCUUUUCCACCAGCUCUAAAAUAGUUGGCUCAGUCACUCUCUGAACUCUGUAAUUGGAAUGAAACUCUGUAAUUGGAAUUGGAUUGGAACUCUGUAAUUGGAACUCUGAUGACUUUUAGAACUUGACUAGGCCAGUUUCUGACUUAUAACCUUGGACGGUUAGUUGCCUCAUUUUUAGGACAAAUGGAUGCUUCAUCUGCAGACAUUAGAAAAGCAUAUCGUAAGCUUUCACUGACUUUGCAUCCAGACAAGAAUAAAGAUGAAAAUGCAGAAACUCAGUUUAGACAAUUGGUGGCCAUUUAUGAAGUUUUGAAGGAUGAUGAACGAAGGCAGAGGUAUGAUGAUAUUCUGAUCAAUGGACUUCCAGAUUGGCGACAGCCUGUAUUCUACUACAGGCGGGUGAGAAAAAUGAGCAAUGCUGAGCUGGCAUUACUUUUGUUCAUUAUUCUCACAGUGGGUCAUUACGCUGUGGUUUGGUCAAUCUACCUGGAAAAACAACUGGAUGAACUGCUUAGUAGAAAAAAGAGAGAAAAGAAAAAAAAGACAGGCGGCAAGAGUGUGGAUGUGUCAAAACUUGGUGCCUCCGAAAAAAAUGAAAGAUUAGUGAUGAAACCACAGUGGCAUGAUUUGCUUCCAUGCAAGCUGGGAAUUUGGUUUUGCCUUACACUAAAAGCAUUGCCUCAUCUAAUCCAGGAUGCCGGGGAGUUUUAUGCUAAAUAUAAAGAAACAAGAUUGAAGAAAAAGGAAGAUGCAUUGAGUCGGGCUGAACUUGAAACACUUCAAAAACAGAAGAAAGUUAAAGUAAAAAAACCAAAACCUGAAUUUCCUGUAUAUACGCCUUUAGAAAGUGCAUAUAUUCAAUCUUAUGAUCAUGGAACUUCUAUAGAAGAAAUUGAGGAACAAAUGGAUGAUUGGCUGGAAAACAGAAACAAAACACAGAAAAAACAGGCACCUGAAUGGACAGAAGAGGACCUCAGCCAGCUGACAAGAAGUAUGGUUAAGUUCCCAGGAGGGACCCCAGGUCGAUGGGAAAAGAUUGCCCACGAAUUGGGUCGAUCGGUGACAGAUGUGACAACCAAAGCCAAGCAACUGAAGGAUUCAGUUACCUGCUCCCCAGGAAUGGUCAGACUCUCCGAACUCAAGUCAACAGCCCAGAAUCUCCGGCCCACCAGGGCCGCCACGGCCUUGCCCGAUGACAUCAUCACCCAGCGAGAAGAUGCACGGCAGGCCGGGGAGGAAGACAAGGAGGACGAGCAGGAGGAGGAAGAUGACGACGAGCAGGAGGCAGUGCUCCCGGAAAGCCGGCCACGGAGGCGGAGGCCGGCCAGGCCGCCUGAGGCGGCAACGAGGGUGGAGCCCGAGGAGAAGUUCAGAGGAAAGAGGCAGAAGGACUUCGAUAUUUCAGAACGAAACGAAUCCAGUGAUGAGGAGAGCCAGAAGAAAGAGAGAGCUCGCGCUGCCGAGGAGCCAUGGACUCAGAGUCAACAGAAGCUUCUGGAAUUAGCAUUACAGCAGUACCCAAAGGGAUCUUCGGACCGCUGGGACAAAAUAGCCAAAUGUGUCCCGUCUAAGAGUAAGGAAGACUGUAUCGCUAGAUACAAGUUGCUGGUUGAACUGGUCCAAAAGAAAAAACAAGCUAAAAGCUGAAUAUUCUGGAAGAUGAUGUUCACCUUCAUUUUCCAAAACGAUUAUUUUAAAAGUCUUAUGCAGAAAUUUGCAUUUUGUACCUCAACCUUUCUAUACGUCAUGUGCCUUAG
Messenger RNA from Felis catus (domestic cat), 3353 nucleotides. RefSeq names its product DnaJ heat shock protein family (Hsp40) member C1 (gene DNAJC1). The record is from RefSeq and is a predicted model, not a curated record. The transcript is spliced from 12 exons. The coding region runs from base 1780 to 3243 and encodes 487 amino acids. NCBI's taxonomy places the organism in Eukaryota, Metazoa, Chordata, Mammalia, Carnivora, Felidae. Gene Ontology annotation, cellular component: endomembrane system.